CAAAGACGUCACAGGAAGUACUGAAUCCAAACAGCUGAAUAAUGUUUUUCAGUCGCUGCGUUCGCUGAUAUCCACUUCCUCAUGAUUAACUGGCACUCAGCUGUGUGAAAAGCUGCACUGAGUUCAUGAUACUCUGUCCAGGACUGUGUUUAUAAAGUCCAGCAUGACAGUGGGGUCUAUUUAUGCUGCAUUUGCUGUGCUGAGCCUCGCACCCCUGUUGGUACUUGGUGUUCCUCCCAUAUGGACCCAGCCAGAACAGGUGCACCUUUCCUAUCCAGGAGUUCCAGGUUCCAUGGUGGUGACUUGGACCACCUUCAGUGAGACAGAGAGCGAGGUGGAGUACAGCUUAAUGGGAGGUCGACUGUUUGAGCUGCUGGCCAAAGGUGACACCACUCUGUUUGUGGACUCUGGAACUGAGAAGAGGAAGAUGUACAUCCACAGAGUCACUCUCACAGGCCUCAAACCUGCAGCCACUUAUGUUUACCACUGUGGCAGCGAUGAGGGCUGGAGCGACGUGUUCUCCUUCACCGCGUUCAAUGACAGCACGCGCUUCAGCCCAAGGUUUGCCCUCUAUGGCGACAUGGGCAACGAGAACCCUCAGUCCCUGUCUCGACUGCAAAAGGAGACACAGCUUGGCAUGUAUGAUGUCAUCCUUCACAUUGGUGAUAUUGCAUAUGAUAUGGAUGAGGACAACGCCAGGAUUGGAGAUGAGUUCAUGAGGCAGAUCCAGUCCAUAGCAGCCUACAUUCCCUACAUGACCUGUCCAGGCAACCACGAGUCUGCAUAUAUCAUCAGAGGAAGAUUUUCCUUACCACUGAUAAGCAACUUCUCCAACUACAGGAAUCGUUUCAGCAUGCCAGGCCAGACUGAAAGCCUGUGGUACAGCUGGAACCUGGGCUCGGCACACAUCAUCUCUCUCUCCACUGAAGUUUAUUUCUUUCUCGAGUUUGGUCAAGAGCUCCUGUUCAAGCAGUAUGAGUGGCUCAAGAAAGACCUGGAGGAGGCCAACAAGCCUGAGAACAGAGCGACUCAUCCAUGGAUCAUCACCAUGGGACACAGGCCGAUGUACUGCUCCGAUGAUGACCAGGACGACUGCACCCAGUUUGAUUCUUAUGUCCGACGGGGACGCAAUGACACCAAACCUCCAGCCCCUGGUCUCGAGGAUCUGUUAUACCGCUAUGGAGUGGACCUGGAGCUGUGGGCACAUGAGCACACAUAUGAGAGGCUCUGGCCGGUCUACGGUGAUAAGGUGUACAAUGGGAGUUUUGAGCAACCUUAUGUCAACCCCAAAGCUCCAGUGCACAUAGUCACAGGCUCUGCUGGGUGCAGAGAGAGGACUGAUAAAUUCAGUCCGAACCCCAAACCAUGGAGCGCGUUCCGCAGCACCGACUACGGCUACACCCGCAUGCAAGUGUUCAACAACACCCAUCUUUACUUGGAACAGGUCUCUGAUGACCAGAACAUUAAACUCCGGGCUGCCAGUACUGCUGGGCAGGACGGAGACCGAGAUGUAAGGAAGAAGAGUCGCUGAGUAUGCGUGCUGCACGCAGUGGGAGGUGUGAACAGGAGCCAACGCGCUGUCAGACCGCGGUUCAAGUUACAUUUGUGUACAAUCAUUGGUGACCACAUUUAUAGUCCAGUAAAUGCCGGCUGUUUUCCAGCGUGCCCCCUACAGUGCAAGAAGCACAGCGCAACGUCUGUCCUCUUAUUAAUGAGAGUGUCACGUGGCACAGCCGGACACGUUUCUUUGCCACACAGUUCAAGUGAAAUCCUGAAGUGCAGAUUGAAAUCUUAAACCUGGUCCAGGAAAGUGGAACAUAACGUCACCUCACAUCACACGGCUGCGUCUGAAAUAUGAUGUGCUGCUCAUUACUGCCUCCGACAGAGACGCAGCAGGUUUGUGGUGUCGUGGUUGAGAGCUUUUGUUGACGGGAAGGCAAUCAUUUAUUGCAAACCAUGUCUGCAACAUUAUAACACGCUUGACCUCAUUUCAUUGUGUGGAUUUGUGUGUGUGAAACGGCAGCACUGUGAAAAUAACUAAUCAUAUUCAUAUGAAAUCCAAAAACAUUGAAGUUAUUUGUUUGUUUUUUUAAGUUUUAGUAUUCAAACACUGUUUUCCACCACUGGUUACAUGGAUUCGAUGUUUUCCAAAAUGAACUUUAUAAAUAUGCUUUUUUUUUUUUGCCACGAUUAAACUGCAAAUGUGCAUUCCUGUGCAAAAGUUUUAAAUGCCUUAAUAUUUUUGCAUAAAAGUGCUUUUUGAUUUUUCCUUAAUUAUCAGCAAAAGACAAGCUUACUGACAAGUGUUUGUAAAUUUAAUGUUACAAAUGAUUUUGUCUUUUAUUAAAUUAACAUGAAUUGAAUAAAUACAUUAAAAAGCU
Molecule: messenger RNA, 2381 nt
Organism: Thalassophryne amazonica
Lineage: Eukaryota; Metazoa; Chordata; Actinopteri; Batrachoidiformes; Batrachoididae
Gene: acp7
Product: acid phosphatase 7, tartrate resistant (putative)
Exons: 16
Coding region: 164-1531 (455 amino acids)
Molecular function (GO): metal ion binding; acid phosphatase activity
Source: RefSeq, a predicted model, not a curated record